UCAUAACCUACACUACUUGUAGGUUUGGUGGCUCCGCCGCCGAUGUCGUCGCCGGGUCCCGGAACUUCUCCGCCUUCUCCUCUUCCUCCGUCAGAUAGCAACGUCACUACUCCUCCGACGACUACUUUUCCCCUCUUUCCUCCGACAAACGGAAGUUCGAUCAGCUCUGAACCUACUCCUUCACCGCCUGGUCAAAGUCGAUCUACUAAUAACACUACAUUGGUUGCGCUUGGAGUUGGAAUAGGCAUUGGAGGUGCAGUCGUGCUUGUAUUUGUUGGCAUUUUUGUUGUUUGGUACAAGAGACGGAAGAGACGGCGUCGUGCCUUAGCGGGUUUAUCUGAUCCAAAAGAUGGCUUUGGGGGUGCACCUCAAAAUUGGCAACACAAUGCUCCUUCAUUAAAGCAAAAUAUGAACGGAUUGCCACCAAAGUUCAAUAAUUCACAUGGCAAUGCAUCAAAUUUUCAGUUAUGUUCAAUGGGUUCUUCCGUUCCUCCACCACUUUCAACAAGUAGUACGGGCUCUGAAAAGCCGCAUCCACAAUCAACAACUAACAUGGGUUAUGCAAAUGGCAAGACCAUAUUUACUUAUGAAGAUUUAGUAAAUGCAACAGAAGGCUUCUCACAUGCCAAUCUUCUUGGUCAAGGUGGUUUUGGGUAUGUCCAUAAAGGAGUCCUUCCAAGUGGGGAGAAGGUUGCCGUUAAACAGCUGAAAACCGGAAGUGGACAGGGGGAACGUGAAUUUCAGGCUGAAGUGGCUAUAAUUAGUCGCGUUCAUCACAAGCAUCUUGUUUCACUGGUUGGAUACUGCACGUCUGUUCAGAGGAUGCUGGUUUAUGAGUUUGUCCCCAACAACACCUUGGAGUUCCAUUUACAUGGAAAGGGACAUAAUCCUUUAAACUGGGAUAUGAGGAUGAAGAUUGCUCUAGGAUCUGCAAAAGGACUGGCAUAUUUGCAUGAGGACUGUCAACCUAAAAUCAUUCAUCGCGAUAUCAAGUCUGCAAAUAUACUUCUUGAUAGCAAUUUUGAGCCAAAGGUUGCAGAUUUUGGACUUGCUCGAUUCACUUCUGAAACAGAUACUCAUGUUUCCACCCGUGUGAUGGGAACUUUUGGUUAUUUAGCUCCAGAGUAUGCUCUCACUGGAAAGUUGACAGAGAAAUCAGAUGUCUUUUCCUUUGGUGUCAUGCUUCUAGAGUUGAUUACUGGACGCCGACCCAUUGAUAAAGCUCAAUUCUUGGAUGAUAACAUCGUUGAUUGGGCAAGGCCAUUGCUAACUCAAGCGUUGGAGGAUGGCGAUGUUAGCUCACUAGUCGAUGCAAGGUUGCAGGAUGAUUACGACUCUACUGAAAUGUCUCGGAUGAUUGCUUGUGCUGCUGUUUCUGUACGCCAUUUGGCAAGACGAAGGCCACCAAUGAGCCAGAUAGCUAGAGCCUUAGAAGGAAACCUGCCGUUAGAGGAUUUAGACGAGGGUACGAAACCCGGACACAGCAAAUUAAACGGUUCUCACGAAAGCUCGGAUUUCGACACCGCACAGUACAGAGAAGACCUCAAGAAAUUCCAAAAAAUGGCAUUCGAAAGCCAAAACAAUUCGAGCGGAUGGAGUGCACCCACCAGCAAUUUUGGUCAGCAGCCAUCUGGAUCUAGUAGUGAGACCCACGAUCUGGGCUCGAGUGCUGGAGUUCAGCAACGACCGACGGAUUGAGAAGAUGGAUGCAAAAAAAUGGCUCAAAUUUUCUAACAAAAUUGCAUCCAGUUUGUAGUAGGAGGGUUAGUAGCCAGAUUGUGUUUAUAGAGAGAUUUGUUAUCAUUGUACAGAAAGACUAAAUUCAAGUUUAUGGUUUGAUUUGUUUGUUGAACAAUGUAAUGCUGAAUUGGGAGUUUGGGACC
This is a messenger RNA of Cynara cardunculus var. scolymus (artichoke), 1883 nucleotides long. RefSeq names its product proline-rich receptor-like protein kinase PERK15. NCBI's taxonomy places the organism in Eukaryota, Viridiplantae, Streptophyta, Magnoliopsida, Asterales, Asteraceae. Gene Ontology annotation, biological process: protein phosphorylation. Gene Ontology annotation, molecular function: ATP binding; protein kinase activity. The record is from RefSeq and is a predicted model, not a curated record.